GUUGAGCACUUUUAAAAGGCAAAAGUCUAAAAAAAACCUUGAUUUUGUUCUCCAAGUCUGAAUCAAACCCUGAAUUGAGAAUCCCUGGAAUUGUCACCUUGUCUUUGUUAAUCCCGGUUUAUCCCAGCCCAUUAGUGCUAAUAGAUGGUUUGGGCGUCGGGAUUGCUGGCGUGGCUGGGAUUAGGGGUUAAUUGGACGCCAUGAUGGACGGACUAUGGGCCCUACUGUCCUCAUAAACCCCACCACGAACCUGCUCCUUCCCCUGUUUCUCUCCCUGGACGUCACCCGUUCCUUCCCCAGCUUGCAGCGGCAAUGGCGUACAUGCAUUGAUUGAUCACGGGGACGGCAAGACGAUCACGGCGGCUGGAAAAAUCUCUGGUUCCUCAUGUCAUCAUGGAUCCUUGCGACAAACUACAUGUGCGGUUUCAUUUUGGUGGCCAAUUUGUUCGAAUUGGGCCUACUUUAGACUAUGUUGGUGGAGAUGAAGCAAGUUCAGAGAUUGAAAGGGAUAGAUUGUCUUUGCCAGAGAUCAAAGGCUUUCUUGGUGAUCACAUACCAGUGAAAGAAAGUAUGAAGAUUCACUUCCUGAUGCCUGGUAAAAAACUAGUGGAUGGCCUAUUAUUUUUGUGUGAUGAUGCUGGUUGUAUGAAGAUGUCUGAAUAUAUAACUGAUGGAGGAGUGGCUGAGGUCUAUGUGGAGUAUUUUGGGGAGCAAGAUGAUCAGAGUGCAAGUGACAGUGGUAGUGAUUUUGAAAAUGAGAUGGACAAUGAUUUAGAAGGAGAGACUGAUGUAGAACCAGAUGCAGUCAUAACUGCAGAUGAUGAUGUGCAAAUAAUUAGUGUGGAUCCAUCAUCAUUGACCGCAAUAGAAAAUGUGCUCGAACCAAAUGAGAGUGCUGUUAUUACCCAGGUGAUUAGCAGCCCUACAAAUCACAAUUUCUGUAGGAAACAGAGGACUGAAAGUUCACAAGUUCAGAUAUCGAGUUCCCAAUUUCAGAUACAAAGUUCUCAGGUUCAGAUAUAUAGCUCUCAGGUCAUUAAUCCAGUAAUAGAUAGUGGUAAUGCAGCAGCUCAACAAACACAAGAACAUGACAAUGAUGACAAUGGCUCUGCAGUUUCAGACAGUGAGGAGGAUGAUAGUGAUUAUGUGGCAGGAAGUGAUGACAGUGGACUGGAAGAGGAAUAUGUGGAACUAAGGGAACAAGCAAAGGCUUUUAAGAAGAGAAUUAGAGACUCAAAGAGAUGGGCUCAGAGAAAUCCAUCUGGUGUUGUUCCAAUAGAUCUAGUGGCAAAUGUGGAAGAAGUGGUAGGAGAAGACCACUUUGACUCAGAUGAUGAAGAUUACUCAUAUGAUGAGGAAAGUGAUCAUGAAGGAGAAUUUGUUAGGAGGAAAACUAAGUUCCCUAGGUACAACCCUAAGGUAGAUAUUCCACUAUUCUGCUUGGGAAUGGUUUUCAGGAGCAAGGAACAGAUGAGGAAGGCACUAAUAAAAUAUGGACUUCUGACAUUUAGAAGUAUAAACUUCAUGAAGUCAGAAGAAGGGAGGAUCAGGGCUAAGUGUGGAUGGCCUGGAUGUCCGUGGACUAUAUAUGGUGCUUAUAGUAGCAGGUGUUCUAGAUUUCAGGUGAUCACAUAUGAAGAUCAACAUGAGUGUGCACCUAACAGAGACAAUCACCUUGUCACAGCAAAAGUUAUUGCUAGGAGAUAUGAGCACAUCUUCAGAGCCAAUCCGACAUGGAAAAUUGAUAGCAUUAAAGCCACGGUUCUGAAAGAUUUCUUUGCGGAUGUUUCAACAUCAAAGUGCAAGGCUGCUAAGAAGAUAGUGUCAGAGAAGCUACUUGCCGGACUGAAAGAUGAGUACACCAAGGUGUUCGACUACCAGCUUGAACUACUUAGGAGCAAUCCUGGGAGCACAAUCCUUGUUGGCUUGAACCCUGAGUACAUGGAUCAAAAUAUUUUCCAAAGCUUCUAUGUAUGCUUCAAUGCUAUGAAAAAGGGUUUUAAAGCUUGCAGAAGAGUUAUUGGGCUUGAUGGCUGUUUUUUCAAAGGAGCAUGUCAAGGUGAGCUUCUAUGUGCUAUUGGUAGAGAUGCUAAUAAUCAAAUGUAUCCAGUAGCUUGGGCAGUAGUGGAGAAAGAAACUAGUGAAUCUUGGGAGUGGUUUGUUGGCCUUUUGAUAAAGGACUUGGAUAUUAAUGAUCAAGGUGAAGGAUGGGUGUUCAUAUCAGAUCAACAGAAGGGCCUUAUCAAUGCAAUGCGAAACUACGUACCAAAGGCACAACAUGGAAUGUGUGUUAGACACAUCUAUGCUAACUGGAAAAAAAAGUUUAGAGAGCAUGCUCUGCAAAAGAAAUUUUGGGCAAUUGCCAAGGCUGCAAAUAGAGAAGAUUUCAUGUAUAGGAAGGCCAAGUUAGCUCAAGAUACACCUGAAGGUGCAAGGGACAUAAUGAGGACAGAGCCUAAGCAUUGGGCAAGAGCAUUUUUUCCUGUUGGGUCCCUUUGUGACUCAGUUGAUAACAAUCUAUGUGAGUCCUUUAACAAUGCUAUAGUUGAGGCCAGAUUCUAUCCUAUCAUCUCUAUGCUAGAGAAGAUUAGACACAAGAUGACACUUAGAGUCCAAGAAAAUAGGAGCAAAAGUGAAAAGUGGACAUCUAGUGAUAUAUGCCCAAACAUUUUCAAGAAGCUUAAGGUGGCCAUCAAAAUGACUCAGUUCUAUGAUGUGCUCUGGAAUGGCAAGGAAGGGUUUGAGGUGAAACAUGUCAGUGGCAGAGGAAGGAGCUAUACAGUGAACUUGGACAAAUGGACUUGCUCUUGUGGUUACUUUCAGCUAGCAGGGAUGCCUUGUUGCCAUGCCAUCAGUGCCAUAUACAAGAGUGGAAGAAACAUAGCUGACUUCAUUCACAAAUGCUAUUCAGUUGAGCAAUUUAAGAAGAUAUAUGAGCACUGCUUGGAGCCAGUAGAAGGACAAGAGAGAUGGCCUAUCUCUGACAAACCUAGACCACAAGCACCUGGGUAUGUGAGUAUGCCAGGUAGGCCUAGGAAUAAUGACAGGAAGAGGGAAGAGGGAGAAGCACCAAAAGGAAAGAAAAUGUCAAAGCAUGGCACUAAAAUUACUUGCAGCAUGUGUGGCCACAAGGGGCACAACAAGACAGGUUGCCACAAGAAUCCUGAAAAGGGGAAGAAGAAGAAUGCCUUCCUGAAGAAAACAGGCAGGAAAAUGAAGUCAUCUGAGCAAGCAAACACUGAUGCUCAAAUCAGAUCAAGCCAGCAAGCUAAAAGCAUAGGAGAAGUUCAAGCACAAGCGGGAUCAAAUGGUGGGAAGAGGAAGGCUACCAAAAAACAGAAUGUGCAAUCCAAGAAAAAAAUCAAAGAUGUGAUAUGAUGGAGUAGUGAUUUUCUGUUAGCAUAUUACUGAAUUGCUAUGUCCUUUUGUUCCUUAUGUCACUCUGGUCAUAUAGUACCUAUUGUGUGAUGAACUUAUGCAAAAAUACGGAACUAAACUGCUGUACUAGUGAUUUUCUCACUCUGGACUAGUGAUUUUACUAGAUAUGUCACUCUGGUUAUGUCCUUUUGCUGGUUAUGUCACUCUGUUAGCAUAUUAAUAAAUUACUUGUUAUUUUGGUUUACUCAAACUGUGUUUGUGUAAGCUGAAAUGUCA
Molecule: messenger RNA, 3654 nt
Organism: Triticum urartu
Lineage: Eukaryota; Viridiplantae; Streptophyta; Magnoliopsida; Poales; Poaceae
Molecular function (GO): zinc ion binding
Source: RefSeq, a predicted model, not a curated record